AUGCCCCGACCGUGCAGGAGCGCGUACGGCGAGCACAAGCCCCCCUACUCGUACAUCAGCCUGACGGCCAUGGCCAUCCAAAGCAGCCCGGAGAAGAUGCUCCCGCUGAGCGCCAUCUACAAGUUCAUCAUGGACCACUUCCCCUUCUACCGCAGCAACACCAGGCGGUGGCAGAACUCCUUGCGUCACAACCUGUCCUUCAACGACUGCUUCGUCAAGAUGCCUCGCAGGGCAGAGCAGCCCGGCAAGGGCGGCCUGUGGGCGCUGCACCCCCUCUGCGGGGACAUGUUCCACAACGGCAGCUUCCUGCGCCGCCGGAAGCGCUUCAAAGCGGCCCAGCCCGUCGUAGCCGUGCGCGCGCAGCCGCCCUUCAAGCACCCCUUCGCCAUCGAGAGCCUCAUCCGGACACCUGAGCCCGGGCGCGCCCCCGCACCCCCGCCGCCACCGCUCCCUGACUGGCCACCCCGCGUGCCCGCCACCCCUGCGACGCCCGCGAGCUUUCUCCUUCCACGGUCUCACUCCGGUCACGUGCUUCCCGCCGUCCCGGUGCCCGUUAAAGCGACGCACGGGCUGCUGCAUGUCCCCGCUUUCCUGGGGGGCGGUCCCCCGCAGCCCCCUUUCAGCCGAGGCGGCCCCCCUCUGUGCACGCUGCAGGUGGACGUGCACUAA
Messenger RNA from Doryrhamphus excisus (bluestripe pipefish), 669 nucleotides. RefSeq names its product forkhead box protein B1-like. Lineage: Eukaryota; Metazoa; Chordata; Actinopteri; Syngnathiformes; Syngnathidae. The record is from RefSeq and is a predicted model, not a curated record. Gene Ontology annotation, molecular function: RNA polymerase II cis-regulatory region sequence-specific DNA binding; DNA-binding transcription factor activity, RNA polymerase II-specific. Gene Ontology annotation, biological process: anatomical structure morphogenesis; cell differentiation; regulation of transcription by RNA polymerase II.